This is a messenger RNA of Salvelinus fontinalis (brook trout), 3925 nucleotides long. Its product is annotated as casein kinase I-like. Gene Ontology annotation, biological process: peptidyl-serine phosphorylation; signal transduction; endocytosis. The record is from RefSeq and is a predicted model, not a curated record. Gene Ontology annotation, cellular component: nucleus; cytoplasm; plasma membrane. Gene Ontology annotation, molecular function: protein serine/threonine kinase activity; ATP binding. NCBI's taxonomy places the organism in Eukaryota, Metazoa, Chordata, Actinopteri, Salmoniformes, Salmonidae. The transcript is spliced from 12 exons. Bases 1509 to 2888 code for a protein of 459 amino acids.
UUUUCCGCUCGUUCGUUACCUGACUGGCGAGGUUUAGCUAAAGAGACAACAGCCACAGGAGAGAGAGGAGGAAAAUGGAAUGAAGAAAAUUACAUAAACAAAACUAUGAGGUUGGAAUUUCCGUGUCUUAAACCAACCGGAGAAGGUACACGCUUUCCCUCCCUUCGUUCAUUGUUUGUUUUGACGAAUAGGUGUAGAGCUGUUGUGUUAGUCCGUCUGUCCAACCAACCGCUCCACCAGGUGUAUCAGACCGCUGGGAAUGACUGCACCUUCACAACCUCACCAGGAGUGGGCCCUGGAGGACGACGCCCACAUCAAUCACACAGCCAGGAGCUAGGAGCACCUUCCUUCCUUUAGCUAGGAUAGGCUUCCUUCCUUUAGCUAGGAGCACCUUCCUUCCUUUAGCUAGGAUAGGCUUCCUUCCUUUAGCUAGGAUAGGCUUCCUUCCUUCCUUUAGCUAGGAUAGGCUUCCUUCCUUUAGCUAGGAUAGGCUUCCUUCCUUCCUUUAGCUAGGAGCACCUUCCUUCCUUUAGCUAGGAUAGGCUUCCUUCCUUUAGCUAGGAUAGGCUUCCUUCCUUUAGCUAGGAUAACCUUCCUUCCUUUAGCUAGGAUAGGCUUCCUUCCUUUAGCUAGGAUAACCUUCCUUCCUUUAGCUAGGAUAGGCUUCCUUCCUUCCUUUAGCUAGGAUAGGCUUCCUUCCUUCCUUUAGCUAGGAUAACCUUCCUUCCUUUAGCUAGGAUAGGCUUCCUUCCUUUAGCUAGGAUAACCUUCCUUCCUUUAGCUAGGAUAACCUUCCUUCCUUUAGCUAGGCUAACCUUCCUUCCUUUAGCUAGGAUAACCUUCCUUCCUUUAGCUAGGAUAGGCUUCCUUCCUUUAGCUAGGAUAACCUUCCUUCCUUUAGCUAGGAUAACCUUCCUUCCUUUAGCUAGGAUAGGCUUCCUUCCUUUAGCUAGGAUAGGCUUCCUUCCUUUAGCUAGGAUAACCUUCCUUCCUUUAGCUAGGCUAACCUUCCUUCCUUUAGCUAGGAUAACCUUCCUUCCUUUAGCUAGGAUAACCUUCCUUCCUUUAGCUAGGAUAGGCUUCCUUCCUUUAGCUAGGAUAAGCUUCCUUCCUUCCUUUAGCUAGGAUAGCCUUUCUUAGUUCGCUAGUGUGAAUCCAGUCCUAGGUUGAGAUGCAGCUUUGAUGCUGGUGGUGAUUGGAGAAGAAAGAGAGAGCCUCAAACCCACAGAAGAGGAUGGCUCAUCACUUCACCUGAUCUUUACGCUCUACCCUCACUGUUGCUAACUUGAUUAGUAGUUAUCAGCUCAGCCGUUGAAGUCCGCAGGCCUCAUAAACAGUAUAUUCACACUCACACAUUCAGUACUAGCCCUACACUGUGUGUGGUGACUUGGCUCUCUCCACCUCUCCGUUCCCCUCCACGCCCCCUGCCGGUCUGGUGGAUGUUUUGGCGGCUCUGAGGACCGCAUGGCAGUGGCGUAAUCGUGGAGAGGCCAGGGUACCACAAACUUAUGGACUUUGACAAGAGAGGAGGAGGAGGAGGAGGAGGAGGAGGAGGAGGAGGAGGAAAGGGGGAGGCAGAGGAAGGGAAGAGGAUGUCAAAGACAGGAGGGAGCCGGUCGGGGCAUGGCAGUCGCAGCUCGGGGAGCAACUCCGGGGUGCUCAUGGUGGGCCCUAACUUUCGGGUCGGGAAGAAGAUCGGCUGUGGGAACUUUGGAGAGCUUCGCCUCGGGAAGAACCUGUACACUAAUGAAUAUGUGGCUAUCAAACUGGAGCCCAUCAAGUCGCGGGCCCCACAGCUCCACCUGGAGUACAGGUUCUAUAAGCAGCUGGGGAGUUCAGAGGGCGUCCCCCAGGUAUUCUACUUUGGGCCCUGUGGGAAGUAUAAUGCCAUGGUUCUGGAGCUGCUGGGGCCCAGUCUGGAAGACCUGUUUGAUCUGUGUGACAGAACCUUCUCCCUCAAGACCGUCCUCAUGAUCGCAAUUCAGCUGAUCACGCGGAUGGAGUUCGUCCACACCAGGAGUCUGAUCUACCGGGACGUGAAGCCAGAGAACUUCCUGGUUGGCCGGCCCGGCAGCAAGCGGCAGCACACCAUCCACAUCAUCGACUUCGGCCUGGCCAAAGAGUACAUCGACCCCGAGACCAAGAAACACAUCCCUUACAGGGAGCACAAGAGCCUGACGGGCACCGCACGUUACAUGAGCGUCAAUACUCACCUGGGUAAAGAACAAAGCAGGAGAGACGACCUGGAAGCUCUAGGUCACAUGUUCAUGUACUUCCUGCGAGGCAGUCUGCCCUGGCAGGGCCUGAAGGCAGACACUCUGAAGGAGCGCUAUCAGAAGAUAGGUGACACCAAGAGAGCCACGCCCAUCGAGGUGCUGUGUGAGAGCUUCCCAGAAGAGAUGGCCACCUACCUGCGUUAUGUGCGGCGCCUGGAUUUCUUUGAGAAGCCGGACUACGACUACUUACGGAAACUCUUCACCGACCUCUUCGACAGGAACGGCUACGUCUUUGAUUACGAGUACGACUGGGUCGGCAAGCCACUGCCCACUCCUAUUGGUCCAGUCUCCAGUGAUCCCCUCCUACAGUCCAGCAGCAGAGACAAGGCAGCGCCACAGACCAAAAACCAGUCGCCAGAACCCAAAGGAAGUGAUUCCCAGCCCACUCCAGUGACCAAUAGGGAGCUGCUGGGGUCCCAUCUAACAGCUGAUAGGCUGGAGGGCUCUGUCCAGGUGUUGAGUUCAACCAAUGGGGAGCUGAAUACAGACGACCCGACGGCGGGCCACUCCAAUGCACCCAUCACUGCCCCGGCCGAGGUGGAGGUGGUCGACGACACCAAGUGCUGCUGUUUCUUUAAGAGGAGGAAGAGGAAAGGCCUCCACAGACACUAGUGAGGAAGAGGAAAGGCCUCCAGAGACACUAGUGAAGAAGAGGAAAGGCCUCCAGAGACACUAGUGAAGAAGAGGAAAGGCCUCCAGAGACACUAGUGAAGAAGAGGAAAGGCCUCCAGAGACACUAGUGAAGAAGAGGAAAGGCCUCCAGAGACACUGGUGAAGAAGAGGAAAGGCCUCCAGAGACACUAGUGAAGAAGAGGAAAGGCCUCCAGAGACACUAGUGAAGAAGAGGAAAGGCCUCCAGAGACACUAGUGAAGAAGAGGAAAGGCCUCCAGAGACACUGGUGAAGAAGAGGAAAGGCCUCCAGAGACACUGGUGAAGAAGAGGAAAGGCCUCCAGAGACACUGGUGAAGAAGAGGAAAGGCCUCCAGAGACACUAGUGAAGAAGAGGAAAGGCCUCCAGAGACACUAGUGAAGAAGAGGAAAGGCCUCCAGAGACACUAGUGAAGAAGAGGAAAGGCCUCCAGAGACACUGGUGAGGAAGAGGAAAGGCCUCCAGAGACACUAGUGAAGAAGAGGAAAGGCCUCCAGAGACACUAGUGAAGAAGAGGAAAGGCCUCCAGAGACACUAGUGAAGAAGAGGAAAGGCCUCCAGAGACACUAGUGAGGAAGAGGAGGAGUUGUUGGCAACCAGACUGACAGAGGGAAGGAAGCAGUACUGAAACUAAGCUGAGCCCAGUACUCUACACCCUCCUCUCUGUCUGUCUCACUCUGCGUGUGUUCAGUUAGAGCGCCCCCUGUCGACCCUCCUGCAGUACUACAACAGACUGUGAUGCCCUGCCGCUACAGACAGACAGGACCCAAUGGGACAGAACCAUGACUGUCUGUGUGGUUGGACCUGUUUUAUAUUCUAAACCUGAAGAAGAAGAAGAUUGUAAGGAAUAAAUGUGUAUAUUUCUAUGAGGAUGAUGGAUGGAUGAAUGAACAAGGCCUGAAUAUGAGCGCAUGAUGUGUGGAUGAAUGGAUAAAUGAAUGAAGAGAGCCUAGAACGACCUGAGAAAUCAUAAGAGACUAUUAAAGGACAGAGAACAAA